Messenger RNA from Daphnia carinata, 625 nucleotides. RefSeq names its product lazarillo protein-like. The record is from RefSeq and is a predicted model, not a curated record. Gene Ontology annotation, molecular function: pigment binding. NCBI's taxonomy places the organism in Eukaryota, Metazoa, Arthropoda, Branchiopoda, Diplostraca, Daphniidae. The transcript is spliced from 4 exons. Bases 18 to 599 code for a protein of 193 amino acids.
UCAGGGCCUUAAAAACAAUGGCGGGAGAUUCAAAACGCUGGGUUUCACUGUUGGUAAUAGUAGGAUAUUUCUUAACAAUAACGCAAGCUCAAGUGUGGGUAAGAGGUUCUUGUCCAAACGUUACCGUCGUCUCUGAUUUCAACCUCGACCAAUAUUUAGGCAAGUGGUUUGCAAACCGUAACUACUAUGACAGAUCCCAAGCCGGAUUGGAUUGCGUAACGGUCGAGUACACUCAAAAUGGAGAAGAAAUUGCCUUCAAAAAAGAAGGAAUUGAACAAGUAACAAGAAGAAAAACAGUGUCCAUCGGAAGCGCUCGCCUCAUCCAACCCGGAAAACUUGCCGUUUCUUAUAGUGACAACCCUCCCGCUAAAUCGGCAAAUGCAAAUUAUUUGGUGAUCGGCACCGACUACAAAUCUUACUCUGUUGUGUGGAAUUGCUCUGAACGGGGUCCCAUGAGUUCACAUACUGCGCGGGUGUUAACGCGUGAACAAGAACCAUCAAUAUCAACAAUCGACAAAGUUUACGCAGUGCUAAGACGGAACGGCCUCGAUAGCAGCAGAUUAAGAUUAGUAAAUCAGAAAAAUUGCACAAGGCGCUGAAGAAAAGUGGCAUGCAGCCAUCGAAU